Messenger RNA from Biomphalaria glabrata, 3566 nucleotides. Its product is annotated as vesicle-associated membrane protein/synaptobrevin-binding protein-like. Gene Ontology annotation, cellular component: plasma membrane; endoplasmic reticulum membrane. Lineage: Eukaryota; Metazoa; Mollusca; Gastropoda; Planorbidae. The coding region runs from base 107 to 874 and encodes 255 amino acids. The record is from RefSeq and is a predicted model, not a curated record. The transcript is spliced from 7 exons. Gene Ontology annotation, molecular function: FFAT motif binding. Gene Ontology annotation, biological process: endoplasmic reticulum membrane organization.
UAUUGCGCAUGCGCAAUUACACGAAGAGGUCGGACGGAACUGAUGUUAGCUGAAUAUCUGACGAUCCAAUUUGAUCUUUAAACUUAUUCUUACGACUUUAUUUAUCAUGGCUAACCGUGAACAGGCACUUAUUUUAGAACCAGCAGGUGAACUUCGUUUUAGAGGACCCUUUACAGAUGUUGUUACAGCAGAUUUAAACUUGACCAACCCAACAGAUAAAAGGAUAUGUUUCAAAGUAAAAACAACAGCACCUAAACGAUACUGUGUGCGACCGAACAGUGGAAUAUUGGAACCUAAGAAAUCAAUAGUUGUUGCAGUAAUGCUGCAGCCCUUUGAAUAUGAUCCAACUGAAAAAAACAAGCACAAAUUUAUGGUUCAGUCAAUGUUUGCUCCUGAUCAUGUGGUUGAUAACCAAGAGGUUUUGUGGAGAGAUGCACCACCUGAAAGCUUGAUGGAUACUAAAUUAAAGUGUGUUUUUGAAAUGCCUGAUGCACCACAACCAUUUGUAGCGGAAACAGUUAAACACAGUGAAGCUUCUGCACAUUAUUCAGAAAGCAAUGUUGAGGAUUCUUCUUUUGCAAGAAAGGUGGAAUCUCCUAAAAAAAUGCCUUCAGUUAAUUCUGGAGAUGAAGUUAAAAAAUUGCAACUUGAAUUAAAGAAAGUUCAGCAAGAGUUACAAAUGGUGAGAUCUGAAAAUAAUCAAUUAAAGGAGGAUGGAGCACGCCUGCGUAAAGUGGCCAUGGCUGAUACUGUUUCUGCCACUCCCUCACACCCACCUCCUUCAUCAACAAACACUGUUCAAGCCUUCCCACCAGUGGUGUAUAUCGUUGUUGCUAUUCUACUGGGCCUCCUCAUUGGGAAAUUUGUACUUUGACAUACAGGGCCUAAUGUUUUACUUACACCUCCUGUUUAUUUUUCUCUUUGAUACUUUUUAUUUUUUUAUUUUAGACCUAUCAGUGAGGUAAAUGUGUGAUCAGUUCUAGUUAGGAUACAUGAAAUUAAUCUAAUAUGCUUGUUAUGGCAAAGUCGUUGUCAAACGUCAAACAUGUUUCUGAAGAUAUUUUUAACUAAAUAUUUUUGGGCUUGAUAUGCUGCUUUCCCUGCAGAGAACCAUUGACGUUUUUUUUAUUAUUAUUAAAAUGAUAAAUAAACAAAAAUAUUGGUAGCUUAAUAAGAAAGCAAAAAAAAAAUUUAAUAUACAUUGCAAUAAUGUCUGAUAUAUAUAUAUAGUGUAUGUCUGAGUAAAAAAAAAAAGAAAUGCAUACUGUGUCUGGGUUUUAAUUUAUAAAUUUAAAGAAAAACUCAUAUGUUGAAGUUCUUUGCUUUGUCACAGUGUAUUGUAGUAAAAAGUUUUGUUUCUAAGGCAUUUAUUAUAUUUUCUUUUCUAUUUUUUUUUUUUAUAAAUUUAUUUGAUUAAUAUUUUUUUUAUAAAACUUAUUCAAGACUGUUACUGAAAAAUGUUUCAAUGGAUACUAAGAAAACACAUUGGAAGGUCCUAAAUAACAAUUUUUUUGGUUUGUUUGUUUGUGGAUGUAAGUUAACUAUUAAUGAGCGGCUUGGAAGUUCAAAAGUUAUUUCUACUAGCUUCAGUAUUCUCCCUCUCCUUUUUUUUUUACUGUGUAUUAUGUAUUAAGGAAUUAUAACCUGUAGAUUUUUUUUUUUGGGGUAUUAUUCUUGAGUUACGAGUUUAUAAAAGGAUUUCAAUCACUACAAUGUUUUAUUUAGAAUAAUUGUUGUUUUUUUUACUAUUACCUUUGUUUCAUUUGUAAUAUAUUAUAUAUAUUAAUAAUCUUGUCAACAUGUACUCUCUUGAACUUCAUCUAGCAGACACGUGUUUUUUUUUCUCCCCACAAUGCUUCCUGCACUUCAUGUUAUUGACCUGGAAACAUGUACAUAUAAAUUAUUUACUGGUAUGAACUUAUUUACUUGUGUCGGUAAAUGUCUUUGUCUGUGUCAUUUCUCAUACUAACUUACAUCUCCAUGUGUAUAUUUAGGAUAUAGUUAGUUUGCAUUGACUUAAUUCUUUUCCUAUCUUAAAUAGAAAUAUAUAUUAAAUCAAUCUUUAAAACAUAUUAUAUUAUUAAACAUCUAAAUUUCCUCCUAUUGGUAAAUGUUUGGUUGUGCCAUAAUGGAUAGUUUUCCCAUAGUCAAUUCUUUUGGAUAUUACUUUUACUAUAUCACAAUAAACAAUACUAUUUUGUAAGUGCAAUGUGGGAUGUUUCAUCUAUGCAAUAUAUAAAUGGUAGAGUUAAUUUCAAUUUCCUUAUAAGUUCAAAUUUAAUAAAUUAUUAAAGUCUAAAUUUACCUCCAGCUGUGUGUGUUUGUUUUUAUUAUAAAAUUGAAAUAAUUUCCUUUAAUAUAAGUGCAAGAAUGUAGCAGUUCAAAUAAUUUUGAGAUGAUAAUAUUAUCUACUGCUUGCAAAUUGAUAUCUUUAGACAUUGGCAAGGCAUUUUUUUUGUUUAUUCUUGUCAUCUGUUGUGAGCUUUGUAGAUACUUGCAUCAUCAGAGAAAAAAAAAAGUUCCUGUCUUGAUACAUUUGAUUAACAUCACUUGAUCUUCUUUGUUAAUCUCCCACUUCAAUUGUUUUCUUUUUCAGGUUUUACCGUCUUUAGAAUGCACAUUUAACUUCAUUGUAUGUUGUAUUAAUUCCAAAUGUCUGCAAUAGUUUAGUGUUUCCUGAAGUCAAUUUUCUUUGUCUUUUCAGUGAUCUCGAAAGUAACAACAAAUUUUUAUGAGUACAUUCUCUAUUCAUGAUGUUUAUUUGAUUUUGUCAAACAUGAAGGCUUACACUAGGUGUUGGUUUUUUUUCAACCACCCAGUCACUAGUGCUGCAGCCAGAGAGCACACUGACUAUUUAUAGUGUACAAUGUGUACAGCAUAAUCAUUAAGGAGACUAUUAGUUUAGCUACACUUUGUUCUAUGUAGAACAUGUAUCAUGGAAUAACUAAACAUUCUGUGAUUAUUUUUUUUUCUUAAAAGCUGUAACAGAUUUUUGUAAUCAUUUGACACUUUAGUUAACAUCCUUUGUAUUAGUCUGGUUCAUUUAUACAACCUAGCAAGUGCUUCAGACAGUGUUGUCAUUGUUAAUAUGCUUACUAAUAUAUUGAACAAACGAUUAGCCAACCAUUGUAUGCUUGAAUCAUUCUGUAAUUUAGAUAUUUAUUUUAUAUCAAAUGUAUUGUAGAAUUUUUGGUUAGAUAGAUUUGAAGGUGUUUGUUUUGUGGGUUGGGUUUUUUUCGUUUGUCACACACUUUACUCAAAAAAGAAAUAUUUUGAAGAACAUUGAUAGAGAAGUGUGAAAUACAUCUAGGUUUUUUUGUUUUGUUUUUGAAGACUUUAAUCCCCUUGGCAUCUGGAGUAUUUGUAUGAACAUUAACUGACCGUAUAGCAUGUUGUAUUAACGUAACUCAACCAAUCUAGUAUUGUGAUACUUCAAGAAGAGCAGACGACAAGAACGCUUGUACUUUUAAUUCAAAGAUUUUUUUGUUUGAACCUAUUGUUACAUGCCAUGUGAAGUCAUGUUUAGUGUAAGUUGAUUCUUUGGAUUAAAUUCAAAUUGUAAAACA